This is a messenger RNA of Triticum dicoccoides, 1770 nucleotides long. RefSeq names its product guanine nucleotide-binding protein alpha-1 subunit. The record is from RefSeq and is a predicted model, not a curated record. The transcript has 14 exons. Gene Ontology annotation, biological process: adenylate cyclase-modulating G protein-coupled receptor signaling pathway. The coding region runs from base 346 to 1524 and encodes 392 amino acids. Gene Ontology annotation, molecular function: guanyl nucleotide binding; GTPase activity; G protein-coupled receptor binding. Gene Ontology annotation, cellular component: heterotrimeric G-protein complex; cytoplasm. NCBI's taxonomy places the organism in Eukaryota, Viridiplantae, Streptophyta, Magnoliopsida, Poales, Poaceae.
AAAGAAAAGGUUUCCAUAGGGGCAGCUCCUCCCCCGCUCCUCACUCAUCCCCUCCAUCUCGCCGCCGCCGCCGCCGCCGCCGCCGCGACCCCCUUGGGUCCUCUCCUCCUGUUCCAGCCGCCGGGAUCGACCUCGCCACAUCAGUCGCCUCCGACGCCGGACCAUUGAAGCUGCCUACGAGGAGCCCAUCUCUUCCUUCUCCAUCACCCUCCUACUGCAGAUAGAUCUCAAGUGGACAGCUGCUAUCUGCCUCGCUCAUCAACCGGAAUGCACUAGGAGGAUCUAGGCGUCUGUCUGUCUGUCUUUGCAAGGAAGCAUGAGACCACGCGCCCGUCUAGAAUAAUAAUGUCCAUGCUCGCGUGCGCGCUUCAAACCAUGGGCUCCUCCUGCAGCAGACCUCACUCCGUAAACGAGGCCGAGGCAGCCGACAACACAAGAUCUGCAGACAUCGACCGGCGGAUUCUGCAGGAGACAAAGGCGGAUCAGCACGUCCACAAGCUCUUGCUUCUCGGUGCUGGAGAAUCAGGAAAGUCCACGAUAUUUAAGCAGAUUAAGCUUCUUUUUCGAACCGGCUUCGACGAGGCAGAACUCAAGGGCUAUAUGCCGGUCAUCCAUGCCAACGUGUUCCAGACAAUCAAAAUACUGUAUGAUGGAGCUAAAGAGCUUGCCCAACUGGAAACUGAGUCUUCAAAACAUGUUAUAUCCCCGGAUAAUCAGGAGAUUGGAGAAAAACUAUCAGAAAUCGGAGGCAGGUUGGAUUACCCACUCCUUAACAAAGAACUCGUACAGGAUGUAAGAAAAUUAUGGGAAGAUUCAGCCAUUCAGGAAACUUACUCGUGUGGAAGUGUGCUGCAAGUUCCUGAUUGUGCACACUACUUCAUGGAGAAUCUGGACCGAUUAGCUGAACCAGAUUAUAUACCAACAAAGGAGGAUGUGCUCCAUGCCAGAGUACGGACAAAUGGGGUUGUGGAAAUUCAAUUUAGCCCCCUUGGAGAGAGUAAAAGAGGCGGAGAGGUAUACAGGUUGUACGAUGUAGGAGGUCAAAGGAAUGAGAGGAGGAAGUGGAUUCAUCUUUUUGAAGGCGUCGAUGCCGUCAUCUUUUGCGCUGCCAUUAGCGAGUAUGAUCAGCUGUUGUUUGAGGACGAGACACAGAACAGAAUGAUGGAGACGAAGGAACUGUUCGACUGGGUACUAAAGCAAAGAUGUUUUGAGAAAACAUCGUUCAUGCUGUUCCUCAACAAAUUCGACAUAUUUGAGAGGAAAAUACAAAAGGUUCCUUUGACCGUGUGCGAGUGGUUUAAAGAUUAUGAGCCGAUCGCGCCUGGCAAACAGGAUGUGGAACAUGCCUAUGAGUUUGUGAAGAAGAAAUUUGAGGAGGUCUACUUCCAGAGCAGCAAGCCGGACCGUGUGGACCGGGUGUUCAAGAUCUACAGAACGACGGCGCUGGACCAGAAACUUGUAAAGAAGACGUUCAAGCUGAUCGACGAGAGUAUGAGACGCUCCAGGGAGGGAACGGGGACGUGAUGAAGACUAGGUUGUUGUGACUGAGCCACAGGAGGGGGAAAACGGCAAUUAGGAUGACACAUUAAGUUUACGGUGUCGCAACUCUGUGUUGUAAUUCAUUCUUUAGUGUAGAAGAGGAAGAAGACUGAUUUGAUCCCUUUGUGCUUGCUUUCACAAACAAAGUCCAAAUCUGAUGAAUACAGUACAGUAUUAUGCAAAGUUUGGAUCUGUCAUUUUGCUUUCUACCUGGCCGUAAAAUAGUUUGCA